Messenger RNA from Sphaerulina musiva SO2202, 2673 nucleotides. Its product is annotated as RING finger protein. The transcript has 3 exons. Lineage: Eukaryota; Fungi; Ascomycota; Dothideomycetes; Mycosphaerellales; Mycosphaerellaceae. Gene Ontology annotation, cellular component: ubiquitin ligase complex; cytoplasm. The coding region runs from base 512 to 2080 and encodes 522 amino acids. Gene Ontology annotation, molecular function: ubiquitin conjugating enzyme binding; zinc ion binding; ubiquitin protein ligase activity. The record is from RefSeq and is a predicted model, not a curated record. Gene Ontology annotation, biological process: positive regulation of proteasomal ubiquitin-dependent protein catabolic process; protein polyubiquitination; ubiquitin-dependent protein catabolic process.
GCCAGAACCAGACGGGACCAUCUCUGAGCAUUACGCAUCUACCUGACCUGAUGUGCCUGCACCUCACACCCACCGACCUGUGCCAUAAACUCAUUCCGCUGUCGUCGUCAUCGUCAUCGUCGUCGUCGCCUCCAUCUCCGCCUCCGCCUCCGCUGUCGCCCCUCUCCGCUCGCUCGCUCAUGCACAGCCGAUACACCGCACUCUGAGCCCACGCCCCGCAGCAGCUCAGACCGACCUUUCGGCCCCAGAAUCUCAUCGAACCUACCAAAACCACCGCCACGAGCGAAACCCACACCCCUUUUCGCCCACAUAGCCUGUCUCGUCGUUGUACGAGGCAGCCUUCAGCUGGCCCAUCACGCCUACCGCCAAGAGAAAGAGAAGUGACAUCGAUACUUCCAAUUCCCUCCACAGCACUUCCCGGAAAGCGAGCAAGACCGCGCACCACAUCGAGGAAUCUGUGGACGCGGCGCUGCCGGCCACUCCGCAGACGCUGGCUAGCGAGAAAGACGCCAUGGAGAGCGACGACGAAGUCCAGAGCAUGGCGAGCAGUGCGGACAUGGGAAUGAUGGAGGACGAAGACAGUAGCGUCGACUUCGGCGCUAAUGAUUCCGACGGCGAUAUGGACGACUUCAACGACGAAGACGACGGGGGCGACAUGUUCCAAUCCCAAGACAAGCUCAUGAAGCCGCAGAAGAAGGCUUUCGAGGUCGAUUUCAAAUCCUACAGUCCCGACGAUAUCCAGGCACAGCAAGAGCAGCAGAUUACAGAGGUCUCCACCUUACUCGAGCAACCACGCGAAGCAACUGCCAUUCUAUUACGGUACGGACGAUGGAACAAAGAGCGAGUCAUUGAGCAGUACAUGGACGACCAGGAAGCCAUCUUGGAAAAGGCAGGUCUCGGACAGGAUCUCCAGCGGACACCACCUCGGAUCGAAACGAUAGAUGGAUUCGCUUGCGAAAUAUGCUGCGAGGACGAGCCAGGUCUGCAGAGUUUCGCGAUGAAGUGUGGACAUAGAUACUGCGUGGAUUGCUAUCGCCAAUAUCUGGGUCAAAAGAUUCGAGACGAGGGAGAAGCUGCACGGAUCAAGUGCCCAGGUGAUGGUUGCAAUAACGUCGUGGACACUAAAUCACUGGAGCUCCUGGUGCCAUCGGAGCUGAAAGAUCGAUAUCAUGAGCUGCUCAUGCGAACCUAUGUCGACGACAAGGAGAAUUUGAAAUGGUGCCCGGCCCCAGAGUGCAUUUACGCCAUCGAAUGCUCGGUUAAGAAGCGAGACCUCAAUCGCAUUGUGCCCACGGUCACUUGUGAGGGAAAGCACAACUUCUGUUUUGGAUGCACGUUAGCAGAUCAUCAGCCCUGCCCCUGUAAGCUGGUGAAGCAGUGGCUCAAAAAGUGCGAAGAUGACAGCGAGACAGCGAACUGGAUCAAUGCGAACACGAAAGAAUGCCCCAAGUGCAACUCUACGAUUGAAAAGAACGGCGGCUGCAAUCAUAUGACUUGUCGCAAGUGCCGUAACGAGUUUUGCUGGAUGUGCAUGGGAGUGUGGUCAGAGCACGGAACGUCCUGGUACAAUUGCAAUCGCUUCGAAGAGAAGUCCGGAUCCGAUGCUCGAGAUGCGCAGGCUAGGAGCCGACAAUCGCUCGAGCGCUACCUGCACUAUUACAAUCGCUACGCCAACCACGAACAAUCUGCCAAGCUCGACAAGAACAUCUACGAGAAGACGGAGAAGAAGAUGCAGUUGCUCCAGAAUCAGUCCGGUCUUUCCUGGAUUGAGGUACAAUUUCUCGAGAACGCCUCGCACGCGCUCCAGUUGUGCCGCCAAACACUGAAGUGGACAUAUGCAUUUGCAUAUUAUCUGGAGCGCAAUAAUCAGACUGAAAUUUUUGAAGAUAACCAGAAGGAUCUCGAAAUGGCGGUCGAGAAUUUGUCGGAAAUGUUUGAGAAGCCCACUGAGCAACUUUCAGAGCUAAAGGUCGACAUGAUGGACAAGACGAGCUACUGCAAUCAGCGGCGCAUUGUCUUACUAGAUGACACUGCCAAGAAUCUCAAGGAUGUCAACUGGAAGUUCACUAUCGAUAUCUAGAUGCAUCCGGAUCUGACAUCAGGUCGAUCGAGCUUCGACAGAAACAAAGACGCUCGACACGAACAGACACAUCACACCGAGAUACUGGGCUCGGCUGAUGGCUACCAUCAUGACACGUUCAAAGGUCGUACAUGACAAGUCUUGGCUUGUCAUGAUCGAUCCCGGGACUAUCAUUGUAUGACCAUGAAUGGGUUCGAAUACCCGCAGGCAUUCUCAGAUCCAGCUGCAUUCUCGAUGCAAGGAGAAAUGGGAAGGAAUCAUGGCGUUCAUUGAUUGGGGCUGGCUAGCGCAUGCGUGGUGCUGGUGGCAAUACUUCUUCUGCUUCUUCUCUCUCUUUCUCUCAGUACGCGACUAAUGCUGGCUAGAGUGGCGUUGUUUCUUUUUGGGCAGGCAGUACGCAUUAAUGACCACAGGCAUGACUCGGAGUUUUCAUGACAAGACUUUGCAAUGGGCGCCGGCGGGCGAGCGAGUUAGCAGUGUCUGUGUGCUAGAAGGGUGCACGAGGCGUGUAGGUAGCAGGAGCAAGAACAAGUAUUUCAAGAGUCGAAUUUGCUCAACGACACUCGUAUUGGUAUUACCACCUAGCUUCAGAG